Molecule: messenger RNA, 1827 nt
Organism: Penicillium cinerascens
Lineage: Eukaryota; Fungi; Ascomycota; Eurotiomycetes; Eurotiales; Aspergillaceae
Product: putative sucrose transporter
Exons: 4
Coding region: 1-1827 (608 amino acids)
Cellular component (GO): membrane
Molecular function (GO): sucrose:proton symporter activity
Source: RefSeq, a predicted model, not a curated record
AUGGAGAACAGGCGCGAGAAUGGAGGGUCUCUGGGGGAUCCAAUUGAUCGGGUCGACGAGUCGUCUAAGAGCGGAUGGUAUUUGUUUCUGCUUACGCUGUCUAUUGGGGGAUUACAGGUUGUUUGGUCUGUGGAGUUGUCUAAUGGAUCGCCCUACCUUCUCUCUCUUGGAAUGAGCAAGUCGCUUCUCGCCUUUGUUUGGAUUGCUGGGCCUUUGACGGGUACAUUGGUGCAGCCUUAUAUCGGCAUUCGAAGCGAUAAUUGCCGCUUGCCGUGGGGUAAGAGGAAGCCGUUCAUGGUUGUUGGAAGCGCCGCGACGGUCGUAUCUUUACUCGCGCUUGCGUGGGUAAAGGAGAUCGUUGGUGGAUUUUUAUCCAUAUUUGGUGUCGAUCCAGCAUCGAACGGGACUAGAAUUGUGGUUAUUAUAAUGGCUACGAUCAUUAUGUAUUGUCUUGAUUUUGCUGUUAAUACCGUGCAAGCUGGCAUUCGUGCUUUCAUCGUGGACAAUUGUCCCGCCCACCAACAGGAGCUUGCCAACGCUUGGGCUAGCCGGUUGACUGGCGUUGGCAACAUCCUGGGGUACAUUUUCGGGUAUUUGGACUUGCCCAAGACGUUACCGUUUUUGGGGAAUACUCAGUUCAAGGUUCUGUGCGCAAUUGCCUCUGUAUCACUCAUCGGCACGCUAGCUCUGAGCUGUUUCUAUAUUCAAGAGCGAGAUCCCAGACUCGAUGGACCGCCACCUUCCGACGGGCUUGGUCUCGUCUCCUUCUUUAAGCAAACAUUCAAGUCCAUCCGCAAUCUACCACCACAAAUCGCUCGAGUUUGCGAGGUGCAAGUUGCCGCAUGGGUGGGCUGGUUUCCAUUCCUCUUUUACUCCACAACCUACAUCGGUCAACUUUAUGUCAACCCGAUUUUCGCAGAACAUCCUGACCUUCCGGAAGAUGAGAUCGAUAAGACGUGGGAGGACGCAACGCGGAUUGGAACAUUCGCGCUUCUCAUGUACGCCAUUAUCUCAUUUAGUGCCAACAUCCUCCUCCCGCUAUUUGUCGUUCCCACAUAUGAUCAAAUGGAGCCCAUUGCACAGCGUGAAGAAGAAAAUCAAUCGGAUGAGGAAGAGGAACCUGCCCCGCGGCGGUUAUCAAUCUCAAGCAUGCCGACAAGCACUGCGGAGGAGCACCUUCUUGGCACAUCCUUCGGCAAGCGUGUCGAUCCCGCGAACCCGACGUGGCUUUCACGCUUACAGAUACCGGGAUUGACCCUUCGUCGAACCUGGCUUCUCUCUCAUAUUCUAUUCGCACUCUGCAUGUUCAGCACAUUUUUCAUCUCCUAUUAUCCGGCGGGGUCUGUUGCCAUCGGAUUCGUUGGCAUCUCGUGGGCUGUUACAUUAUGGGCGCCCUUCGCGUUGAUCUCCGCUGAGGUAUCUCGCAUCGAGGUUCAGCGUCGGUUGAAUCGCCGUAGGGCUGCGCACACAGAGGGCGGGGCCUCACGGCACAAUACUUCUUCCGGAUCUUACGCACCGGUGUCCGUCGAAGACGAGCAUGAAAAUGAAAACUCCGGUGUCGGCGAGAGUGAUGUUGAACAAGGCCCCAAGCGCGACGACGAGAAUCUCAUACAAGCCGGUAUCGUCCUCGGCAUCCACAAUGUGGCCGUUUCCUUCCCGCAGAUCUUCUCCAGUCUUGCCUGCAGCGCCAUUUUCAAAGCGGCUCAGAAACCUCGUGGGGCACCUUGGGAUGAUAGCGUGGGCUGGGUCCUACGAUUCGGUGGGUGUGCUGCAUUGGCCGCAGCAUGGCUCACCAAGAGAUUAUCCGAGGGGUCUCCCCGAACUUGA